This is a messenger RNA of Saccharomycopsis crataegensis, 1617 nucleotides long. RefSeq lists its product as uncharacterized. The record is from RefSeq and is a predicted model, not a curated record. Bases 1 to 1617 code for a protein of 538 amino acids. Lineage: Eukaryota; Fungi; Ascomycota; Saccharomycetes; Ascoideales; Saccharomycopsidaceae. The transcript has a single exon.
AUGAAAGACCCUCCAAUCUCAAUCGACCAGCAACCUCCAGCUGACCAACCCUCGAUCCAGAAACCAUCGUCCCUAUUUAGAUUCACAUCAAGAAACAAUAGUUCCAAUAGCAUCAUCACAUUGAAAAGCAUUUCACUGCUCCGGCAGUCCAACGAAGACUUGUCUACCCCAACAUUCCCUCAACAUCCUGCCCCAUCUUCUAAUCAAGACAACCUAUCAGGCAAUGUCGAUGGACUCGCCAUCUCCAAACCAUCGUCAAAUCUCAGCGACAAUGACCUCUCGGAAACUGGCGAGGAUCUACAGAAGCCAGUGGAUCAUGGCCUUGGCCAAUCCAAUACCGUUGAUCUUGGCCAUAUGAAUAAAAAGGAGAAUUCAAGCACGAAAUCGCUCUGUUCGACGGCAAGUAAAGAUUCAAUGCAUGAUUUUUAUAAGAACCAAUACACCGCGAUUUUGGAAUCAGAUAUCCUGGAUGUCUUCAAGAAAUCAUUCACUGCCUUUCCUCAAAGCACCAUACCUUCAACACAAUACAAUAAUAGUGAUGACAUCGGUACAAAUAAAAACCCCACAAAUAUCGACAAUUUGAUGGAACGUGAAGGUAGAAAUUUGAAAAAACUUCAGAUCAACACUUUUUUCCCGACAUUACAAGACUCGUCGUGUGAGCGUCCUGCGAAGUCGUGUGCAGCUUCUCAAAAUCCCAGCAUUCAACUGUAUUAUAAUAGCCCUGAUAAAUCUUCUCACGUUAGGACGACAAAUCAUCCCCAACAGCAACAUCCAGAUUUGCUCAGUCCCAAUUCUGAUUUCUCCAGCUCCUCAUCAUGCGGGACUCCCAUCACUUCAAUGGUCGACGAUAAUCCUGCAUUCAACUAUUUUGGAAAUGAAAAACACAAUACUUUCAGUCUAGGACUAGGGUGUUUGCAAGAAUCACAGCCGAGCAUUGAUUCUCACUUGUUUAAUACUAUUGGGAGAUCAACUCAACGGUUCAAUUUACCUUUGUCGAACUCAAGUAACUCCAUAACCUCCGACCAUGCUACCAAUAUGCACCCUUCACAUUUAAGCAUCCCACUUCCUUCAUCCUGCUCCUCCUCUUCUUGUUCCUCAUUAUCGUGUACCUCUUCGGAUAUGUCGUCAUCCCAUAUACCAACUCAUCUUAAUGCUUCAAAUAACAAUGCUGGUUCUUUGUUAUUCAGGGGAGAACAUCACAAAAAAAUCUCACCAUCUUCAAUCCUUUCAGAACAAUUGUCAAUUCCAAAAUUUUCAGCUCCACAAGCUGAUUUGGUUCCUUCUGUCGCCAAGUUUUCUAAUAAUGACUUGACUACCACCAAUCCCAUUUUCUUUGAUUCUAUAAAUCUUCCAUGCGAACCCAGUCAUCACAAUAUUUUCUCAUCGGAAAUGGGGACCUCAUCAUUUGCGUUCCCAGUGCUUCCUAGUAAAGUUGGCGAGGCUGAUCCGCAGUUCGAUGGUAGCGAAUAUGAUGAAUUUAUUGAUUUGGAUGAAUUGAUCAAGCGAGAAAAAAAGAAAAAGAAGAAGGGUAAAAAGAAGAAAGGUAAAAAGAAAUUGGAGCCAACUACUGGAGGAACCCACGGGGUUGUUGGAAUUGGACUAAUUCAAGCGACUUGA